Dendronephthya gigantea is the source of this 1385-nucleotide messenger RNA. RefSeq lists its product as uncharacterized. Lineage: Eukaryota; Metazoa; Cnidaria; Anthozoa; Malacalcyonacea; Nephtheidae. Bases 66 to 1046 code for a protein of 326 amino acids. The record is from RefSeq and is a predicted model, not a curated record. The transcript is spliced from 5 exons. Gene Ontology annotation, molecular function: oligosaccharide binding.
UGGCGCUGAUCUUUCUAUCGAUACUAAAGGGCGCACGAUGCCUAGACGAAGCUGUAUUUCGCAAAAUGAGAGGGAAAUACCUACCAAAUUAUGUAUUCAAGACAGUAAAGGCGAACAAUGAACUACACUGUAGUAAUUAUUGUUCGAUGGACGGAUCGUGCGCGUCGGCAAAUUUCAAAACGUCCGGGAAGGGUCGAGGUUUGUGCGAGCUAAACAGCAAAACAGUGGAAAUAGGAGGAGAAAGCAAUCCGGAAUUCAACUAUCUUGAAAUAGUAACGAGAAGUUGCAGAGGCGAUAAGUCUCAAUUCUUUUCGGAAGCAACCAAGACUUGUAAAUUACACCAAAGUUGCAAAGACUUGUUAGAAAGAGAUGGAUCACUUUCUGACGGUGUUUACACGUUACAAGCAAAUGACUCGCUCGAAAAAUACCCAGUGUACUGUCAAAUGGCUGAUACAGCUGGAUGUGGAAAGGGAGGCUGGACACUAGUGAUGAAGGUGGAUGGCAACAAGAAUGAUUUCAACUACAGUUCUUCCUACUGGACGAACAAGAAAACUUUUGCAGUCGAAGAUGGUUUGGAAGGCUUGUCAGAGAAGCAAACAAAAAUGGCUUCCUACUGGAACACACCGUUUACCAGAAUCUGCCUUGGAAUGAAGGUCAACGAUGUCACAAACUGGAUAACGAUUGACAAGAAAGCUAGGUCGCUGUUCGAUGUGAUCGCUGGCGGAGCAACAACUAGGACAACCGCUGGAAAGGAAACGUGGAAAUCGCUGAUCGCGGGCUCAUCGCUGCAAAACAACUGCAAUGAUGAAGGGUUUAACCUGAGAUGUCAAAUUAACGAACUUUACAUGCGUGUUCGAAUUGGAUUAGUUGCGAAUAAUGAAGUCACCUGUGAUACCUGUGACUCGUAUAUUGGACUUGGUGUUUCGUAUCUGGGCUGUGGUAUUCAAUCUACAAUAACAUGCGGCAACUUGGCAGUGUGUCACAGCUCUUCCCAUUAUAAUGCUGACACCUACAUCUGGGCAUUCGGUUAUAUACUCGUCCAGUAGCAGGUCCUAUAGUGUAAAGAACUAGGAAGCUAGAAUCGUAGGAGACUCUAGUAUGUUCCGUGUACUUUUUAUAUAGAGAUGAUUUUGAGGUAUUGAAAUGGCCAAACAAGCACAUGCUCAGCCGGCAUAACUACACCAUUAACAAAAUGAUGUUAGAUAUCUAUUUCAAUACCUCAAAGUUAUUUUAGGCAUCGUGAAAGUUUGUCAUCGCGGGUAUAACCGGGAUUAUAUAUAAAAAGUUCUUAUAUAGAGAGAGAGCUCCAUAGAUUUCCAUAUGAGCUCCACCAAUCUUAAAAUUUGCAAUUAUCUUACCCCUUACGACAACAAUAACUAUUAUCU